Varanus komodoensis (Komodo dragon) is the source of this 4430-nucleotide messenger RNA. Its product is annotated as plasma membrane calcium-transporting ATPase 1-like. Gene Ontology annotation, molecular function: P-type calcium transporter activity; PDZ domain binding; ATP binding. Gene Ontology annotation, cellular component: membrane; intracellular membrane-bounded organelle. The record is from RefSeq and is a predicted model, not a curated record. NCBI's taxonomy places the organism in Eukaryota, Metazoa, Chordata, Lepidosauria, Squamata, Varanidae. The coding region runs from base 637 to 3960 and encodes 1107 amino acids. Gene Ontology annotation, biological process: regulation of cytosolic calcium ion concentration; calcium ion transmembrane transport. The transcript has 7 exons.
CUGGAACCCAGAUGGCCUGAGUUCCAGUUCUGCACUCUUAACCACUACACCAGACUGACUAUCACAAAGAUCUCAUCCUUGCCAUCUUCCAUUUAAACCUCAAAAGGGAUACAUUGAAUGGAAUGCGUGCCCAGAAUGCAAGCAGUCGUCAUUCAAGGACUGAGCCAAUGCCUAGGCAAGGGUCCUUCCAGAGUUUGGAAGUUCAGUACAGUUAUUAUAGCUCGCUACUUGGCUUAUCAUACAUCUGCAAACAGAGAGCCUGACAAGCACUCUAGUGUAUUUCAGGGCUAUAUGGAGCACCCAGAUGAAACAUACCAGGACGAAAGAUGCCUUGCUGUGCCAGGAAAAACACGAUCUAUGUCUCCAGAUUAUGGGUUUUUCCCUUUAUGCACUCCUACAAUUUGGUCCUAUGCCAGACUCAGCCUCAAAGCAAUGACUCAGAAUCUCAAAGAGGACAGCAAAGGGAUUCAUAAGCAACAGAAGCAGCAGCACCUUUGGCAGGUGCAGUCUGUCAUGUAGGGAGAAGAAAACCUGCACCUGCUGAAAUUCCUCUUCUACAUAUCUGCUAAAGUUUGAUGCUGGAUCUUUGAGUUUAAAGUGCCCUCUGCUGUCUAAAGUCCCCUGUUCAGGAAGGCCAUGGUGAUGGUGACUCCAGUUCAUCUUGCAGAAGAAGACUUCAAAAUCACUCUCUUAGAGCUCCGAAAUUUGAUGGAACUACGAAAGAGCAACGCAGUCAAAAAAAUAAAGGAAAUGUAUGGUGACAUUUUUGAAAUCUGUAAGAGGCUGCAGACGUCACCUACAAAUGGGAUAUCUGCUUCCCAGUCAGAAUUGGAGAUAAGAAAAUCUGUAUUUGGAAAGAACUUUAUUCCCCCUAAAAAGCCCCUUACUUUCUUGGAAUUAAUAUGGGAAGCACUGCAGGAUAUGACAUUAUGUAUCUUAGAAGUUGCAGCCGUCGUAUCAUUGGGACUCUCAUUUUAUCAUCCACCAGGAGGAAUUGUGACAGCUUGUGAAAUAGAAGAUAUUGGAGGAGAAGAAGAAGAUGGGAAAACUGAGUGGAUAGAAGGUGCUGCGAUACUUUUGUCAGUAGUUUGUGUGGUGUUGGUAACUGCUUUCAAUGACUGGAGUAAGGAAAAGCAAUUUAGGGGGUUACAGCAUCGCAUUGAAAAGGAACAAAUGUUUACAGUCAUCCGGAAAGGGGAGUUAGCACAGGUGGCAGUGGCUGACUUAGUGGUGGGAGAUAUUGCACAGAUCAAAUAUGGUGACCUUUUACCAGCUGAUGGUUUGCUUCUCCAAGGGUACGAUCUGAAAAUUGAUGAGAGUUCCCUUACAGGGGAAUCAGAUCAUGUCAAGAAGUCUUUGACUGAGGACCCUAUGCUGCUUUCAGGUACCCAUGUGAUGGAAGGCUCUGGAAAGAUGGUUAUUACAGCUGUAGGUAUACAUUCACAAACAGGAAUUAUCCUCACUCUACUUGGAAUGGGGGAGGAGGAUGAGAAAGCAAAACAGACAGACCCAAAACCAAAAAAGAGGGGCGGCAAGAUGCCUGAAACUUCCAGAAAUGAAACAAAUGCCGUUCAACAACAGUCAAAGAAACAUGUGUCCCACAAAAAAGAAAAAUCAGUUCUGCAAGCAAAACUCACGAGAUUAGCUGUUCAGAUUGGCAAAGCAGGGUUGGCAAUGUCUAUAAUCACUGUUACUGUCCUUAUUGUCUAUUUUUUAGUUCAAAAUUUUUUGAUAAAUAAGCGGGUUUGGACUAUUGAAUGCACACCAGUUUACAUGCAAUAUAUGGUGAAGUUCUUUAUUAUUGGUGUUACGAUCUUGGUAGUAGCGGUGCCAGAGGGCCUUCCACUUGCCGUCACCAUCUCACUUGCCUACUCUGUGAAGAAAAUGAUGAAAGAUAAUAAUCUAGUGAGACAUUUGGAUGCCUGUGAAACUAUGGGUAAUGCAACUGCAAUUUGUUCAGAUAAAACAGGAACCUUAACCAUGAACAGAAUGACAGUAGUUCAGAUCUUCAUUGGUGGCACACAUUAUCAAGAGGUUCCUGCUUCUGAUUUAAUUCACGCAACCAUGUUGAAAUAUCUGCUUAAAAGUAUUUCUAUAAACUGUGCUUAUACUUCUAAAAUCCUACCUCCUGAACAAGAGGGAGGCCUGCCCCGUCAUAUUGGCAAUAAAACCGAAUGUGCUUUACUUGGCUUGCUUUUGGAAUUAGAUCAGGAUUAUGAGGCUGAAAGGACUAGAAUGCCUGAAGAAAAACUGCAUAAAGUGUACACUUUCAAUUCCAACAGGAAAUCUAUGACCACAGUUUUGAAAAAUGCUGAUGGUAGCUAUCAACUCUUCAGCAAAGGUGCUUCUGAAAUAAUCCUUCAAAAAUGCAGCCGACUGUUGAAUUCAGCUGGGGUACCUGCCCCCUUUUCCAAAAAAGACCGGGAAAAUGUGAUGAAAAAUGUGAUUGCACCAAUGGCCUCCGAGGGACUUCGAACCAUAUGUCUAGCUUUUAAAGAUAUCCCAGCUAGCCAUUCAGAACCAAAAUGGGAUAACGAGGAUGCCAUUAUCAAGGACCUGACAUGUAUUGGAAUUGUAGGUAUUGAAGACCCUGUAAGACCCGAGGUUCCCAGUGCAAUAAGAAGAUGUCAGAAUGCUGGUAUUGUCGUGCGGAUGGUCACUGGGGAUAACAUUAACACUGCCCGCGCAAUUGCUGCAAAAUGUGGCAUCCUGCGGCCUGGGGAGAACUUUGUGUGCUUGGAGGGGUCGGAUUUUAAUAGACUGAUACGUGGUCCAGACGGAGAGAUUAAGCAAGAGCUUCUUGACAGGAUCUGGCCGACGCUUUGCGUGCUAGCAAGGUCCUCACCUUCUGACAAGUACAACUUAGUGGAAGGGAUCAUUAAUAGUAAUAUCACAGAAGAAAGGCAAGUGGUGGCUGUCACGGGCGAUGGCACCAAUGAUGGGCCUGCAUUGAAAAAGGCCGAUGUCGGCUUUGCCAUGGGCAUUGCUGGAACAGAUGUAGCCAAAGAAGCUUCGGAUAUCAUUCUUACAGAUGACAACUUCUCGAGCAUUGUUAAAGCAGUAAUGUGGGGCAGGAAUGUAUAUGACAGCAUUUCCAAAUUCCUCCAGUUUCAGCUUACUGUCAAUGUUGUAGCAGUAAUAGUUGCUUUUACUGGUGCCUGCAUUACCCAGAAUUCCCCUCUCAAAGCUGUUCAGAUGCUGUGGGUCAACCUCAUAAUGGAUACAUUUGCUUCUCUUGCUCUAGCCACCGAAAAGCCAACAGAAGCCCUAUUAAAACGAAAGCCGUAUGGCAGAAACAAACCACUGAUCUCCCGUACGAUGCUGAAAAAUAUUUUGUUCCAUGCUUUUUAUCAGCUUGCAGUUGUCUUUGUGCUUCUGUUUGCAGGUGAAAAAUUAUUUGAUGUUGACAACGGACGAAUUGCACCACUGAGGUCUCCACCCACCCAGCAUUACACUAUUGUGUUUAACACAUUUGUAAUGAUGCAGAUUUUUAAUGAAGUCAAUGCACGAAAGAUUCAUGGGGAAAGGAAUGUUUUUUCUGGAAUUUUCACAAAUACCAUUUUCUGUUGUGUCACUUUGGGAACACUGAUUGUACAGGUCAUCAUUGUCCAAGUGGGAGGCAAGCCUUUUAGCUGUGUAAAGCUUACACUAGAGCAAUGGUUGUGGUCCAUCUUCUUUGGCCUUGGGACAUUACUAUGGGGACAAUUAGUAAUUAGUAUUCCAAACCGAUAUCUGAUCUGCCUGAGGGAUGUGGGCGGGGAGCCACCAAAAGAGGAAAUUGUUGAAGAACUAGCUGGAGAGUCAGCGGAGAUUGACCUCGGAGAGCAGGAACUGCGUCGUAGUCAGAUUUUAUGGUUUAGGGGUUUGAGCAGAAUACAAGCACAAUGCAGAGUUGUCAGAGCCUUCCAGGCUCCUUUGUAUAAGGAAGUACAAGGAGGAACUAGUACUAAAACGAUCUAGCAGAUCAUGAGUUUAGAAUUUGGACAUCUUCAUGGUUUGUUAUUGAAUUUAGAUCUUUAAAAAGAGCAAUGUGCAUAUAAGCAUUAUUACUAAAUGAAUGGCUUUUUCCUUAUAGCUGUCUGUCACUUGGACACAUUUUUGAAACUGUUUAACAAAAUAGAGACACUUUUUUAGAAGAUAUGUGGGAAAAUGUAAGAAAUCAAAAUAAGAGUCCAAUUGAAACUUUCUUCGUAUAUGGGUCUGGGCAUUAUGUUAGCAGACCUUAAUUGAAUCUUGGGCCUUUAGAUUUAUUUUUGCAAGGGGUAUCUUUAGAAGAAGAGAGUGAGUGAUGAAACCAAAAGCCACCUCUUGAAUACCAGAUUUUUUAUAUAUUUAUUGAUUAAAAGGUGAUAUAAAUAAUAGCAGAUAAACUGUACAUAGUCUUUUACUUUUGACCCUGUUUAUGCUUAUAACCAGUAUCAACUGGCUGA